Messenger RNA from Exophiala bonariae, 1059 nucleotides. RefSeq lists its product as uncharacterized. The coding region runs from base 1 to 1059 and encodes 352 amino acids. The record is from RefSeq and is a predicted model, not a curated record. Lineage: Eukaryota; Fungi; Ascomycota; Eurotiomycetes; Chaetothyriales; Herpotrichiellaceae. The transcript has a single exon.
AUGUCUCCGAUCCAAGAGCGUGCGUCCAAGCAUAAGUUCAACAUCCAUGAUGCACGACCUAUCUUUCAACGUGAGCUUGGACAAAUUCAGCAGUUCACGACAGCUGAGCUUCCUCUGCUAAAGAAUCUCUCCCUUCAACGCAUCGAAAUCGAAGCUGGAGCCGUGCUUGAACCGAAAUGGUUCGUCAACUGCAAUGUCCUUGGCUAUGUGCUCCACGGAGAGACUCUCAUAUCCGUGUUAGACAGUGCUUCGGGAAUGGCGAGCUUCACAUGCAAUCCAGGACAGAUGUUCCACAUCAAGUCUGGAGCACUCUUCCACGUGGAAAAUAUCGUUAAUGAGCAAGUCGUCAUCCUUCUUGCCAUGCGCCACGAGCAUCCUAAAGACUUUACUAUUAGUGCUUCCGCAGGAGCGUUCACAGAUUCAGUGCUUGGCAAUUCUUGGGGUUUCGACGCUUCUGUAUUCAAAAAGGUACCACGCUCUACUUGCCCGAAGGUCUUCGUCAAGCGUCAAGGCAAGCCAGCGAUCCCUACCAACGCCAAGUGGCCUACACCAUAUCGCUUUGACGUGGAGGAAAUGCAAGCACCUACCUUCGCCCCAGGUGUGGGAUCUGCCAAGAAGGCGCGGUCACAGUACUGGAAUGUUCUCACCAAUAUAGCAAUGUACAGCCUGCGCAUUGAGGACGAAGGUAUGCGUGAACCGCACUGGCAUCCAGAGACUGUCGAGAUGGGCUACAUCCACCAAGGGCAGGCACGGAUGUCCAUCAUGGACCCAGACGGUUCGGUUGACACAUUUAUCUUGCGGACCGGCGAUGUUUAUUUUAUCCCAGCCAGCCAUCCGCAUCAAAUCGAGGUCAUUAGCGAAAAGGAUAUUCAUUUUCUAAUCUUUUUUGAUCAACCCAUGCCAAAAGACGUUGGCUUCAGGCAAGCUGGUGCAGUUAUGGGUCGCGAUGUCCUUGCUGCAGCAUUUGGUGUGGACUGCAAUGACUUCCCAGAAUUCCCAUGGGAUCUUGAGGACCCUUUACUGGUCGCCAAGAAAAACCCUGUCGAUCCUAUCGUUUAA